AUCCUGUGGAGCUCAGUGUGGAGGACCUGGAACUCGCUCGUAAGAAGAAGGAGCUGAAGGUCAUAGAGGAAAAGAUAGCUCACAAGAAAGCUGUUCUUGCUCUGCAAAAAGUUAAACGCGGAGCUAAGGACAUGCCUGAAACACAGGCUGCAUCCACAACAGUGAAGGGCAUCUCUAAACAGACCAAGAUCAACAAUACAAUAUUCAAAACAUACAACCAUGUCACCGACAAGUCGUCACGCGCCGAAGAAACAAAACAAGAUGCGAGCAUUGGAGCUGAUGAUUAGCGCUCCCCUAGAAAAUGAAGAGGCCCAUCCUCUGGGACUGAGAGUGAAGGUUUUAAUGAACCAGCGUCGCUCUCCCAACAAUAAGGUGGUCCCUAAUGAUAAACAACAUAAUCCAACCAUUCAGAGGCCAGUUCACUCACUCAGGACACAGGAGAAAGACAUAGCAGCCACAGGRUUCCAGCGCUUCCUCAAUGUCCUCAAUGAAGGUGUGGACAUCAACAAGCUCUCAAAGAUCGUCAACGACGAAAAUGAGRUACUCAUUGUGGGCGAGGAGCUACCGCAAGUUUUGCCGACUCUGCUCGAGGGUCAUGUUGAUUCCAGCAGUAGAUCCAAGUCUUCUCCAGUUGAGGAGAAGGUGAGGCUUGAGGAUGAGCAGCGGUACGAGCGGAUGCAGACCCUGCUGGAGAUCGUUGGGCUGGACUUGGGGGUUGAGGAGUUGGGUCGGCUGACAGACAGGACCAAUGAUAGGCUGUAUGGGAAGAUGGGAGACUUGAAAAGGAAGGAUUUGAGAAUGAGAAUGAGAAGGAAAAGAAAAAGGAGAGCGAGCCCUUAUUUAAACUCUCAGUACUUCCUCAUUACCAUCAGACAGCGCCAGCCUAGCCCCUUCUAAACCAGCACUCAAAAACAUGACCGUUGAAUACAGCAGUCUAGUAACAAGGAAUGGGACAAAGAGAGACACAGGGACAGAUCUGAGAGGGACUGGCACGACACUCUGGUACCAGAGACAAGGACAGAGAGAGGGAGGAGGAUAUAGUCAGAGAAAUGGAGAGAUCUGAAAGAGAUG
This is a messenger RNA of Salvelinus sp. IW2-2015, 1071 nucleotides long. RefSeq names its product zinc finger protein 318. The record is from RefSeq and is a predicted model, not a curated record. Lineage: Eukaryota; Metazoa; Chordata; Actinopteri; Salmoniformes; Salmonidae.